CUAGAUUCAUUAUUUCUUAAGAAGUAAUUUCCAUUUUAUGAGAUAUUUCAGUAGAUUGUUUAUGAAAACAUUACAAUUGACAAUUCGUAUUCAAUAUUAGGCUGACAAUCUGUCAAUUUCGAUAUACUUAAAUCCAAUAUCUUAGGGCGAUAAAUAUGAAGAGAACAUACAACUGGUUUACCAAGGAUAAUUCUGGAGCAAAAAAUGAGUUUGCCAAAUAUGGCCAUACCUGUGAAAUUCCAGAGGAAAUGGAUGAUGUUGCUGAAUAUUAUUCCCCAGAAACAUUUUGGAAUAAUUUAGCAAAAAAAGCAUUCCAACUGCGCACAGUUUCUGAUAUCAGCAAAUCUUAUACACACCAUUUGAGAAGUCAUGGAGCCAUCAUGAAAGAAAGGAAAAGGCAUCUAAUUUAUCACAAUUAUAUAAUACAUCCUUAUAGUUAUUUCAGAGUUAUCUGGGAAAUGAUUUUGUCAGUUGUAAUAUACGUUCAACUCAUUCUUGUGCCACUUCAUAGCGGAUUCUGCAUUAUAGAGGAUGGUCACUUGAUGGAAGGUUCUGAAAGUUAUUUAGACCCCUCUAUUAUAACCUUAGAUUUCUUCCUGUGUACUGACGUUGUUAUAAAUUUAUUUACUGGCUACUACUCGGAACCGAAGAAAGAAGUUAUUCUAGACUUGAAACAUAUUUUUUUGCAUUACUUGAAGUCCUAUCUUAUACCAGAUGUAUUAUCUUCAUUGCCCACGAAUGCUGCAUACAACUCCGGAUAUGAUUACAGCUUACUAUUUCUCAAGUUACUGAGUCUAUUGAAAAUGCUUAGAUUCAUCACUUUCGUCAAAUAUUACACAAGACUGAUAAAUUUUUUUCAUGUUCGAUAUAGCGUAUCCUCCCUUCUUCUGCUUCUAAUUGGUGUUGGAUUAUACUGGCAUUCUAUCACUUGCUAUUUAAUUUUCGUCAAAUUAGUGGAUGAAUUCCUAGAAACUAUUAACCCUAACCUGCUACCAUCAGAUCAACCUAAUUUAUUUAGUCAGAACUCAUACUCCGACAUUUAUGUAUCCUGCUUCUACAAGGCAUCUAUGAUUAUUUACACUUCUUGGUAUACACAAGAAAACCCUGGAGGAUUGGUUGAAUAUUGCGUUGUAACUAUAAUGUGGUUCUGUUCGAAAGCCAUUCAAUUUUUUAUCCUAGCACGAACGUUGCAAAUAAUGAAAGGGGUGAACUCAUCACAUCAGAAAUAUGUGGAGAUGGAGAGGCAACUGAAGGAAUACAUGAGGGACAAGCAACUGCCGACAUACAUGAGGACCAGGCUACUCACCUAUUACGAUUACAGAUUUCAAAGGAACUAUUUUCGCGAAAGUGAAAUACUGGCAACUAUAUCUGGACAGCUGAGACAAGAAAUUAUUAUGCAUUCGUGUAGACAGUUGGUUGAGAAUGUGGCUUUCUUCAAAAAUUUACCCUUGAACUUGCUGGUGAGAAUCGUAUCCUGUCUGAGGGGCGAGAUGUACCUGAUGAAUGAUGUCAUAGUAAGAGCCAAUACCCCUGGAGAUUGCAUGUAUUUUAUUGCAUCAGGUACCGUGGCUAUAUACAGCACAUCAGGUAAAGAGAUAUGCCACCUUGAGGAUGGUAGCCAUUUCGGAGAAAUAGCACUGGUCAAUAAGGCCGAAGCCAGAAUCGCAUCAGUAGUGGCAAUAGAAAUUUGUGAAGUCUACAGAUUUGAUGUAAAAGAUUUUGUGAGAGCUAUUCAUCCCUAUCCUGACUUACUAGAUAGUAUUGAGAAAAUAGCUUCAGAUAGAAUGGAAAAAACCUUGAUGUUAGAUGAACACAACAGAAGAGAAAUGGCAAUGAAACGUGUUAAUAAAUAGUUUAUAAUCAAGUUCUCAGAUGGUUGUUUUUGUAUCUUUCUAGUUUAUUCCUGAAUAAAGUGCACACUUAUA
This is a messenger RNA of Harmonia axyridis, 1925 nucleotides long. Its product is annotated as potassium/sodium hyperpolarization-activated cyclic nucleotide-gated channel 2-like. NCBI's taxonomy places the organism in Eukaryota, Metazoa, Arthropoda, Insecta, Coleoptera, Coccinellidae. The record is from RefSeq and is a predicted model, not a curated record. The transcript has 9 exons. The coding region runs from base 156 to 1853 and encodes 565 amino acids.